This is a messenger RNA of Haemorhous mexicanus (house finch), 2562 nucleotides long. RefSeq names its product E3 ubiquitin-protein ligase RNF31-like. The coding region runs from base 713 to 2137 and encodes 474 amino acids. Gene Ontology annotation, cellular component: LUBAC complex. Gene Ontology annotation, biological process: protein linear polyubiquitination. The record is from RefSeq and is a predicted model, not a curated record. The transcript has 17 exons. Gene Ontology annotation, molecular function: linear polyubiquitin binding; K48-linked polyubiquitin modification-dependent protein binding; K63-linked polyubiquitin modification-dependent protein binding. Lineage: Eukaryota; Metazoa; Chordata; Aves; Passeriformes; Fringillidae.
GUCACAGAAAAGGAAACCACGCCUACUUUCCCCCUCAGGACGCGCCGCCAUUUUGGAUCCGCCGCCGCUCCCUGAGGUGAUGCCAGACCUUGCCAAAGACCCCCCAGAUUUGGGGUCUCUCCAGGAGCUGCGGGCUGCCCUGGAGGGGGCGCUGCUGCGCUGCCCGGCUGAGGCCGAGCCCCCCGAGCUGGGCCCGGUGCUGCGGCUGCCGCUGCCCCCGACCCAGAAACUCAAACACCUGCAGGGGAACCAGAUCCUGAGGGACAACCUGGAAUGGACCCCCCAGGGUCUCCCCCUGGGGCUGCAAUUUUGGGAAUUUCUGGGUGGAUUUUUUAGGGAUUUUGGGACCCCCCAGGGUCUCCCCCUGGGGCUGCAGCAGCUGCGGACGGCGCUGAACAUUCUAGAAAAGUACGGCCGGAACCUUCUGAGCCCCCGCCCCCCCUCGCCACUGGAGGGGGGUUCGUUUUGGCAACCCCGUCUUCAAAUCCACCGUCGGAGCCAUCCAGGGCGGCCGGGCCGUGCUGAAGCUCCUGGGCUACAACGGAGGAGUCGGGGGAGGGGCUGAGCUUCCCCCCUCCCCCCCACGGGCCCCACCCCCCCCUGGUGGCCGCCGUCACCGCCGACGUCCUGGUGCUGCGGGCUGAGCUGGACCUGCUCUUACUGAACCAACACCCGAACCCCCAGUUCUUCACCCAGAUCUUACUGGGAGAGGAUGAGUGGCCGCUGCUGUCGGAGGCUCUCCCUGCUCGGGCCCCGCUCCUCCCGGCCGGUGUGCGAGAGACCCCGGCUGGCACGGAGACCCCAGGCAAGCCCCGCCCCCUCCCAGCUCUGGCCCUGCCCCCGCUGCACCUUCCUGAACAGAGGCCACGCCCCCGAGUGCGAGAUGUGCGGUGCUGACCACGCCCCUUUAGAUGACGUCACUUUGGGAGUGACCACGCCCACCCAUGGGGUUGUUGGUGUCACUUCCGGGUCCGACUCCGCCUCUUCCGGUGGAAUUUCAACAACUUCCGGGUCUGGCUCUGCCUCUUCCGGUGUUGCUAACUCCACUUCCGGGUCUGCUGAUGCCACUUCCGGUUUGACAAAACCGACUUCCGGUGCCGGCAAUUCCACUUCCGGUAUUGCCACAUCAUCCUCUGGCAUCACAAAAGCCACUUCCGGUGCUGGCGAUUCCACUUCCGGUGUUCAACAUUCUACUUCCGGUGUUGGAAAAGCCACUUCCGGUGUUGAGGAUUCGACCGGUGGUGUUGCAAGCGGCACUUCCGGGUGUGCUGAGCUCACUUCCGGGUGCGGCCCCGCCCCUUCCCGUGAUGCUUUGCGGCAGCGGAAGCUUCUGGAGGACGGGCGGCGCCUGGUGGAGCUGGUCAGGGCCGCCGAAUCCCAGGGGCUCCCCCCGGAAUCCCUUGGCCCCGCCCCUUUCUCCGACCUUCCGGAAGCUUCCGGCCCCGCCCCCAGCCCCGAAUCCCAAAUCCGGCACUUCCGGAGCCGCCUCGGGGGGGUCCUCAAGGCCCUCGUGGGGGCGGGGCUUGAGGAAGAAGAGGGCGGGGCCUCCCUGGGGCCGUUCUCAUUGGCCGAAGCUGCCUGGGCGUGGCUGGAGGGGGAGGGGCAGCUGGAGCGGGCUCGCCGUGCUCUGAUUGGCCGGAGGAAGCAGCAGCUCCGCCUCCUGGCCAGCCUGGGGUUCCCCGAGGCCGCCCCCGUGGCGGCGGCGCUGCAGCGGCAGCGGGGCAGCCACUGGGGGGCGCUGUGCGAGCUGCAGCGGCUCAGGCUCCGCCCCUUCCGCCUACGUCAGCAGCAGGGGGCGGAGCCAGGGCUGGACUUCAAUCAGCCCGACCAGCAGGCCCUGGUCCGUCAGAUCCUGGCCACCCUGCCCGUGGCCAGCUGGGGCCGGGCCUUGCUGGUGGCCAGCCUGGGCCGCGAGCUGGGCCUGGGGCUGCUGCCGGCUCCCAGUAAGGAGCCCUUACUGGUGGAACUGGUGGAGGCGGUGGGGUCCUGCCCGGACAGGGCUGCCCUGCGCAGGCGCCUGCGCUGCGAGUGCGCCGUCUGCGGCUGGGGGCUGCCCCGGCAACUGAUGCAGUGGCUGCCGGGCUGCUCGUGCCCGCUGUGCCCCGAGUGCUUCCGGCUGCACUUCACGGUGGGCUGAGGGAGAGGGGGGUGGGCGCCCUGGGCUGCCCAGCUGCGGCCGGCCCGACCUGCGCGACGACGCCCAGCGCCUCUGGUACUGGUCCACGCUGGAGCCCGCGCUGCGGCGCUGUCUGGACCCCGACACCUUCGGCCUGGUGACCCGGAAGUUGACGGAGCUGGAGCUGCUGAGGGACCCCCAGUUCCUGUGGUGCCCCCAUUGCUCCUUCGGGUUCAUCUUCGAGGCCGAGCGGGGCCCGGCCCCAGUGUCCCCAGUGCCGCCAGUGCUGCUGCCCCCGCUGCCAGCUCCCGUGGGAGCCACGGCACGCCUCGAUGUCCUGCGCAGAGUUCGGGGCCUGGCUGCGCUCCAGGGACCCCCCGGGACCCCCCCAGGGGCUGGGGGCUUUCCUGGGGGACACCGGCAUCGGUGAGGAGCCACGGACUGGG